AUGAUCACCAAUGACCAGGAAGCCACUGCCAGAGAAAUCAGGCCCAACAUCAGAAGAAUCAUGGGAGGUGGUGGUCCUGAUGAUGAUCAUAAAGAAGAUAUCAAGUGGCCACCAUGGCUGCAACCACUUCUUCAAACAAGCUUCUUUGUUCAAUGCAAGCUCCAUGCUGAUAUUACUCACAAGAGUGAAUGCAACAUGUAUUGCUUGGAUUGCAUGAAUGGUGCCCUUUGUUCUGUUUGUCUCUCACUCCACAAGGACCAUAGAGCUAUUCAGAUAAGGAGGUCAUCUUACCACGAUGUGAUCAGGGUAAUUGAAAUUCAGAAAUACUUGGACAUAACAGGGGUCCAAACCUACAUUAUCAACAGUGCAAAAAUUGUGUUCUUGAAUGAGAGGCCUCAGCCUAGGCCUGGUAAAGGUGUUACCAACAAUUGCCAUGCCUGUGAGCGUAGCCUCCUCGAUUCAUUCAGUUUCUGCUCUCUUGGUUGCAAGAUUGUGGGGACGUCAAAGAAUUUUGAGAAGAAGAAAAGGUACAAGGAGACGGGUGGUUCAGACACUGAAGAAUCAAUGAAUGGCAUUAGCAACGGAAGUGGUUGUAAAGAAGGGUAUGAAAAAUAUCAAAAGAAAGAGGAGAACGGUUCAUCUUGGGAAGCAAACCACCCUAAGAAAUUAUUCAGCUAUGAUGGUCAUAUUGUGGAGGUCGACCUACCUCUUGCCGAUCAAGUUAUAAAAAUGUUGACAAACCCUAAUUAUGAUGAUGCUCAAAAUCCAGUCAUUGAACAAGGAAACGGGCAAACAGACAGCCUUAGCCCUUUACCACUGAACUAUGCAGCUAUUUGA
Dovyalis caffra is the source of this 837-nucleotide messenger RNA. NCBI's taxonomy places the organism in Eukaryota, Viridiplantae, Streptophyta, Magnoliopsida, Malpighiales, Salicaceae. The record is from the annotation of a GenBank genome assembly.